Molecule: messenger RNA, 1341 nt
Organism: Asparagus officinalis (garden asparagus)
Lineage: Eukaryota; Viridiplantae; Streptophyta; Magnoliopsida; Asparagales; Asparagaceae
Exons: 5
Coding region: 992-1294 (100 amino acids)
Source: RefSeq, a predicted model, not a curated record
GGGGAAACCUGAGAGCGAUGCAUCAGGCUCGCCUCGGGCUCAGCUCAGAGGAGGACUUACCGGGGCGAUGUUGUAAGUUCUUUGGCACUGAUCGCCAUAUAUUUUCACGUCAUUUUGGUUUAGAUCUUAUGAAGAUGAUGUAUAUGGUGUAAGAUUGUUCAAAGAGCCUCUAAGUUUCUCUCUAUUUUCUAAGAACUCCUUGCAUUCUAUUUUUGACAGCGAAAUCUCUGAAUUUUACCUCUCUUCUAAGGAAAUUCUCUCUUUUUCUGAUAGAAGCCUCUACGUUUGACUCUCCCUCUCUUCUGAGAAGCGUCCAACUUCCUUUUCUUUGACGAUAAAAUAGUUCGAGGCUUUUGAAUAAAACUAGAGGCCUUAUUGUCAAUAAAGAAAAUGUAGGGAACUUUUGAAAAGAAGAGGAUAAACUUAAAGGUUCCAUUGUCAAAAGCAAAAGGUUUGAAGACUUCUUUGCCAAAAGAGAUAGAACUCAGGUAGUGCUAAGCAUGGUUUGGUACAGACCGAAUAAACUGAUCGAACCAACCAAAAAAUAGCAAUUCGGGUUGGUUUUUUGGACUACUCGGUUCGGAUCGGGUCGAAAAGUUUUCAACCCGAACCGCCCGAAUCAACCGCAUAUAAGUCAUUCACAUAUUUUCUUAACCCGUACCCGUUAGAAACCCAUACCCGUUCUCCUCUUUUAAUAAUCUAAAACAAAAGAAAACGCCGACCCAAAAUUCCCAAUUUCUCUCACGACUACAUUACAGCGGUUGCCUCUCCAUCUUUAGUCACUAUCAAUCACCAUCGCCGCUGACUUUGUCGUCGAAUCACCGACGUGCCUCCGAAUCACCGCCAAUACGCGUCUGACUCGCCGUCGACUCGUUGACUCACCUUCAACUCGCUGUAGUCUCACCGCUGCCUCGCCGUCAUUAGGGGAAAAUUCUACCUGAAACCCUAUCAUUUCGAUCCAUCCCCUACUUUGGAGACACCCGCAGUGGCAAUGGAGUUUAUUGAGCAUAUUUGUUAUGGAGUUUAUUUGAGGGAGAAGAUGUUCCAGAGAAAAGGUUUGCAAGUACAAUUAUUUGAAGGGAUACUUCAUCUCAAUGGGUUUAUUCUAAUUUUUAAGUGGGGAUCUUUGAAAGUUCGAUGGGAUGAACAUGCCAAUAUCCAAAGACCAAAAAGAGUCAAGUUCGGUUCGGUUUUGACUAAUGGACAGUUUGAUUCGGUUGUUCAAAAUUUGAUAAAAACCGACCCGACCGACCGGUCCGACCAUUUGCACAGCCCUAAACUCAGGGCUUUUUAGACUCUGUAUUCUCGAGGUAUGCAUAUAGUCUUCCAUGUUUCUUGUAA